This is a messenger RNA of Nerophis lumbriciformis (worm pipefish), 1047 nucleotides long. RefSeq names its product gastrin-releasing peptide receptor (gene grpr). Gene Ontology annotation, molecular function: neuropeptide receptor activity. Gene Ontology annotation, biological process: G protein-coupled receptor signaling pathway. Gene Ontology annotation, cellular component: plasma membrane. The record is from RefSeq and is a predicted model, not a curated record. NCBI's taxonomy places the organism in Eukaryota, Metazoa, Chordata, Actinopteri, Syngnathiformes, Syngnathidae.
AUGACUUUGCCCGGCGUGGUGGUGGCCUCGGUCUACGCCGUCAUCAGCGUGCUGGGCGUGGUGGGCAACACCACCCUCAUCAGGACGCUGUGCUCCGCCAAGUCCGCUCGCAACGUGCCCAACGUCUUCAUGUCCAGUCUGGCCCUCGGGGACGUCUUGCUGCUGCUGACCUGCGCUCCCGUGGACGCCAGCCGCUACCUGGCGGAGGAGUGGAUGUUUGGGAGGGCGGGCUGCAAAGCCAUCGCCUUCGUUCAGCUGACCUCGGUGGGAGUGUCCGUGUUCACGCUCACGGCGCUCUCUGCUGACAGGUACAAGGUGAUCGUGAGGCCAUUGGACAUCCCAGCAAGAAGCUCCACUAGCAGCAUCAUCCUGCGGGCGGCGCUCAUCUGGCUCCUGUCGCUGCUCCUGGCCGUCCCUGAGGUCAUCUUCUCCGACCUGCACACCUUCCACCUGCCCUCCGCCAAUCACAGCCUCCUCACCUGCGCUCCCUUCCCCCACGCGGGCGACCUCCAUCCCAGAAUCUACUCCUGCGUCUCCUUCCUCGUCUUCUACCUGCUCCCCCUGCUGCUCAUCUCCGUGUACUACACCCUGAUCGCCCGCAGCCUGAUGAGCAGCGCGCGCAAUCUGCCAGUGGAGGGAAACACGCGUGGGAGACAGCAGAUUGAGUCAAGAAAGCGUUUGGCCAAAACUCUUUUAGUGUUUGUUGUCCUCUUUGCACUCUGCUGGCUGCCCACUCAUAUCAUCUUCCUGUAUCGCUCUCAUCACUACGCACAGGUGGACACGUCCCCGGCUCACUUUCUGUGCAGCGUGCUCGCUCGGCUCCUGGCCUUCAGCAACUCCUGCUUCAACCCUUUUGCUCUCUACCUGCUCAGCAAGACCUUCCGGAAGCGGUUCCGGCACCACCUGUGUUGCUGCUGCCGGGCGCUCGCCAAACAGAGCCCCGCCCACAACAUUCGUAUGACUUCUGUGCGCAGCACACGCCACUCCAUGGCGAGCGCGAGCGCCAUGGACCCGGCCAAACAGGACCCUCGGCAAGACUACGUGUGA